AUGAAGAGACAAUACCUUCCGAUAGAGGCACUUCCGGCAUGGGCAAAACUCAACAGUGUUACUUUCCAUGGGGUUGAGAUCAAACGGCUGCCAUAUGGGGAGGGAAUUGACAAAGGUUCCGCCGUCCUUGCGAUUGGUCCCGGUGAAAUCCAGGAAUCCAUACUAGAUGAGCCAGAUCUCGAGCCGGAGGUACUCAUAAAAGUGCCACCAGAUCUAAUUCUAUCUCUCCUGAGGGUGGAAAUCCAUGCAAAAUCUGACAAGUGCUUGAGGGAGGCCUUAGAGGCAGUUGGGGAUUUUGGAAAGAGAUCUAGAGGCGCGAUAUUGAUAUUCCUGCUGCUCUUAAUCACGCAUACAAGCGUAGAAAAGGGGGAUCAUGUGGGGAUAUCCUCGCCUUGGACGGAGUAUAUCAAAUUUCUCCCGGAAGCCUAUGAGCUACCUACAUUCUAUACGCUAGCAGAACGUGAACUACUGAGAGGAACCUCACUGGAACCUGCUCUAGACACAAAGAUGCAGUCAUUAGCACGGGAAUUUGACCACUUACGGGAUAGUACGUUCAACAUUCCAUGGUGUCAGAGAGACUGGUGGCAUCCAGAGACCGGACAGAUUGGUUUUGAGGAUUGGAAGAUAGUCGACGCAAUGUAUAGAUCUCGCGCAAUGGAUUUGCCAGGAACGGGUAAUGCAAUGGUACCUUGCAUUGAUAUGGCAAAUCAUGCGGCUGGGGAUAAGACUAUAGCACGGUAUGAAACCGACCACGAAGGGAAUGCUGUUCUACAGCUGCAGUGGGGUCAGAGACUGAGUGAGGGGGAGGAAGUCACAAUCACAUAUGGGGACAGCAAGGGGGCAUCGGAAAUGAUAUUUUCCUACGGCUUUAUAGAUCAGGGUGUGAAUAGCGCUCAACAACUCUUCCUCGAUCUAGAUAUCCCUGAUGACGACCCACUUAAGCCACCUAAAAGGGCCGUAUGCGAGGACGGUCCUGGGGUUCGUAUUUGUGAUGCGGGAGACGGGCGGGACGAAAAGACGACUUGGCAUAGUGACUUUGUCUGGUGGGUUUGUGUCAACGAGGAAGACGGGUUGGAAUUCCGGGUGUUGCAGUUAAAUGACGGUGGAAAAGAGCUACGGGUAUUUUGGAAAAACGAGGAAAUAACAAGGUCGCGCAAGUUAGGCGAUUUCCUGGCGGAGGACCCGAGAUGGGAUAUAUUCCAGUUGCGUGCGGUGGUGACUAUCCAGGAGCGCGUUGCUAACCAGCUUUCCCUUCUGCAAGCAAGUAAUGAGUAUGUCAGGGGUUUGGCAGACAAGGUAGAUGAUUCGCUUAUUCGAAGGUCUGUUUGGGAUACGGUUAUGAAGCUUCGAUCCCUUGAAGAGAACCUUCUGACGAGAAGCAACAACGAUCUAGAUAAGAAGAAACUAGAGUUGCUGGAGUCGAAAACCGUUCAAGCGUAUCUGAACUCACAGGGUCCCGUUGAGGCCACUGAAGAUUUUUCCUGA
Microsporum canis CBS 113480 is the source of this 1485-nucleotide messenger RNA. Its product is annotated as SET domain-containing protein. Bases 1 to 1485 code for a protein of 494 amino acids. Gene Ontology annotation, cellular component: nucleus. The record is from RefSeq and is a predicted model, not a curated record. Gene Ontology annotation, biological process: peptidyl-lysine monomethylation. Lineage: Eukaryota; Fungi; Ascomycota; Eurotiomycetes; Onygenales; Arthrodermataceae. Gene Ontology annotation, molecular function: protein-lysine N-methyltransferase activity. The transcript has 4 exons.